Molecule: messenger RNA, 366 nt
Organism: Clunio marinus
Lineage: Eukaryota; Metazoa; Arthropoda; Insecta; Diptera; Chironomidae
Source: the annotation of a GenBank genome assembly
AUGAAAAUUAAGCUUCAAUCAUUUCGAAUGCAUUCCGAACGACAUUGUUUUCAUCAAUAUUGUUCAAAGCCUCAAGUAUCUGCACACCUUCAUCUUUCACAUUAUCAUUGUGGCAGUCUUGACAAGACGAAAAAGGAUCUUAAAAGCUACAUCUGCCUAAUGCACAUACGCAUCAUUUCGUUGAAAAACAUUUGCAUACAAAAUGAGUGCUUGAUUGAUGGCACCAAAUAUUUCAUUCCAUCAAGUUACCAAGUUAUUCUUAGACAUAGAUCGAAUGCCCUGAGUGAGAGUAAAGUAAAGGCGUCAGUCAAAAUGAUAGAAGAAUUCUUCAUAAGAUACAAACGAUUGCAAGAAGGAGAACCAUAA